CUCUGAUCAUCGAUUCAAGCAUCAUUCGGACUUACGUUUCCACUCAACCCUUACUUAAUUUCCAAGUGUUUUUAAUAACCCACUCUCGCUCAACACGCUCACUCCAACCUUCAAAAUGAAGAACGCUUUCGCUUUCUCAGCUUUGGUCGCCAGCGCCUUUGCUCAGGACUACUUCGGCGUUAUGUCUGCCCGCAGUGGUUCGAAUAUUCAUCUCCUCCCUUUAAAUGCUAUUGGCGGAAAGUUCUUCCUGGGCGGGUCGCCAUCUUCUUACUGCCCGCCAGAAGUCGGCACUGCUUGCCCUCCAGGAACCUCGACUGUCCUGGCCGGCGGUGUUGGCACAUUGUCUCUCGGCGUUAUUGUUCCAGGCGGACAGCAAGUAUAUAUUGCUCCCGAUGGCACCAUGAGCUACACUGCUCCGCACUCGGCCUACAAGCCAGAGGGCUCAGUUGUCGACGGAUGGUCUAGGUCGCCCGUUAAUGACCAGUUCGGCUAUUUAACUUUCUCGGGUGGAUUGGUUGCUUGCCCUGUUGACGCAAACAACAAGCCCUGGCAGGUCUAUGGCCAGAUUGCAAGCGUUACCCUCUCUCCGCAAUGUUUGGGAUUCUCUGCUCUUACUAUAAAUGGAACGGAAGCGGGCGCUUGGGAGUACUGAAGGUUUCUCGAUGCAUUUCUCGGUGUAAACAAAACUGCAAACGAAUACGGUAAUUGGAGAAUGAAUUGAUGGUCGAAAGUAACGAAAUACAUACGUGGAAUAGGGGAAUUUUUGAAGUAACAGGGGGAGAAGUACAUAGCGACAUACUUGCAUUAGCUGUCCGCACUCUCUUGCAAUAUAAUC
This is a messenger RNA of Lindgomyces ingoldianus, 835 nucleotides long. RefSeq lists its product as uncharacterized. NCBI's taxonomy places the organism in Eukaryota, Fungi, Ascomycota, Dothideomycetes, Pleosporales, Lindgomycetaceae. The transcript has 2 exons. The record is from RefSeq and is a predicted model, not a curated record. Bases 116 to 652 code for a protein of 178 amino acids.